Molecule: messenger RNA, 1184 nt
Organism: Galendromus occidentalis (western predatory mite)
Lineage: Eukaryota; Metazoa; Arthropoda; Arachnida; Mesostigmata; Phytoseiidae
Product: putative methyltransferase DDB_G0268948
Exons: 4
Coding region: 222-1130 (302 amino acids)
Molecular function (GO): S-adenosylmethionine-dependent methyltransferase activity
Source: RefSeq, a predicted model, not a curated record
AAAGGAGACGGCUCGUUUCUGCGUUCCCGCCGGAAGUCCUCUCCGGACGGGUUUGAGCGUCCUUCCGGAUACGGAGGAUUCGACGCACAGCACUCAGGCUCAGCGCGGGCUCAAUAGGACGUCUCGGUGGGAGCCCUCGAAUAUCAUAAAGAACCAUCAGGCCAUUAACAUUCAUGGUCAACAUUGCUGAGGCAAGGUCAUAAGUGCACAGUCUUCGAAGAAUGAUUAAGGCAAUUCCAGGUUGGACCCUCUCGGGAGGUCUUAGAGGUGUCCGUAGAUGUGUCGGAGAGCGCAGUAUGUCAGAGUUCGUGUUCAGAACUGCGGAGCACGCCGAGCUCUACUCGAAAUUCCGUCCAUCGCCCCCAACGGAGCUCUUGCAUCGGAUAGUGUCUUGUGCAUCCUCCCGGGAAUCCCUCUUGGAUGUGGGCUGUGGAUCUGGUCAGUGCACCGAGCUGAUGGCAGAGCACUUCAAAAGAGUUGUCGGGUGCGACAACUCCAGGGCGCAGAUCGAGCAAGCCGAAGCCAGACGGACCGAGAAGAAGCUUCUCAACGUAGAAUACAAACUGAGCUCCGUUGGCAACAUGAUCUUCGGAGCCGGAUCCUUCGACGUCAUCACGGCGAGUCAAUGCGUGCAUUGGUUCGAUGUUGGGGAGUUCUAUUCAGAAGCUCAUAGGGUACUCCGGAAAAACGGACUCUUGGCGAUGUUUGGUUACUGUGUCCCAUUACCUGUGUCGGGGGUCUCCGAAAUCGAUUCAGCGAUCGAGACACGUAUUAUGAGGCUAUAUCGGAGCGACUUGGGUCCCUUCUGGGAAACCGAUCGAAGUUUGAUCGAUUCCUGUUAUCGGACUCUGCGGAAACCGGGACGGGGUUUCGAACCCCUUCUACAGGAAUUGGCUAUUCAUCAGAAGCGACCCACCGACCUUGACGGCUACAUCCAGUACCUCGCCACCUGGUCCUCUUUCCAGAAGUUCAAGAAGAAGAAUCCUGACGCGGAUCUUCUUGGUGAGCUCAAGUCUGAUCUUCGGAAUCUCCUCAGGGAUGUAAGAGGACUCGGCUCCGACAAGGAUAUCAAUCUCUACAUGGACACGAAUUUCUUCCUCCAUAUCUACAAGAAGAGGGAUCCCGUAUAGGUUUCGACGUCCUGCGUCAAAGAAAAUCGGAUUUUUCAAUAAAUCUCGGUCAAA